This is a messenger RNA of Purpureocillium lilacinum, 225 nucleotides long. NCBI's taxonomy places the organism in Eukaryota, Fungi, Ascomycota, Sordariomycetes, Hypocreales, Ophiocordycipitaceae. The record is from RefSeq and is a predicted model, not a curated record.
AUGGCACACCUGAAGGCAAGGCAAGGCGCCUCUCCCACAUCGGUUCUGCCAGGCACCACGCCGUCGCUGCGAAUAGCAGCCGCCGUGGGCUUCAAUCGCGCUGCUGCAGGCGUCAUGUCGGCGUAUCGCCUUCGAAGACGAUUCGGCGAGGCCAAUCAGGCAUUGCAUGCCAUUGGGGAGUUGGACGCUCGUCUUGCACCGAGGCAGGACGUGAGGACAGGGUAG